Astrephomene gubernaculifera is the source of this 1212-nucleotide messenger RNA. The record is from the annotation of a GenBank genome assembly. NCBI's taxonomy places the organism in Eukaryota, Viridiplantae, Chlorophyta, Chlorophyceae, Chlamydomonadales, Astrephomenaceae.
CGUAUACGUUAAAUAGGUGGCAUCAGGCGUAGGGCAAAUGUCACGUCUUCAUGUCGUGUCGCUUAGUGUCAUGUCUUCACCUAGUGUCAUACACACUGCACGGCCUAUCGCAUCACAUAAAGCAUAUAAUAAGGAGCCUUUCGCAGAGACAACUUGUUACCAUUAUGUAUCCAAGCUGCGGACUGCUGUUCGUCGAAAAACUUGCCUAUCAGUACCCAACAACCUCCUCUGUCUCCGCAGCAGAGCAUAAUCCCCUAUAGAACGAGAAAUUAUAGACAGACACCUCAAUACCAGCCAAGCAGAAGCACCGUCAGCGCAGCAACAACGGUUUUACCGGUCAUGUUAAUGGUGCCAUGUUAAUGGCAAAUACUGGUACUACAGUCUGCGCCAAGGCCCGUGGCGCGGGCUUUCAAUCAAAAGCAUUUUUCCUUCUAUGGUCCCUCGUCGCGUGCUCCAUUGUGAAUGUCGCCGGUGCGGACCGGGCAACCGCAAGGAGACCCAGCUACAUGUCCUUUCGAGGCCAAGAGCCCUCCACGCUAGACGGGCCCAGGGCCGACAGCGCUCAACGGAGCUCACAUGCGCAGUACUACAAGCACCAGGGGGAUCGGCGCUGGCUGAGUGUAGGGGCUGCGGAGCCUAACACGAUAUCAUCACCCAGCACGCAGCCGCCAAACCCUGUCCCACCCUCUUUUCCAAGUCCUGCGCCGCCUACCUACCUCACAGCAAGCCAUCCACUGCCUCCUCCCAGCCCCUAUCCCUCCUACCCGCCCUCCCCGGUGCCAUCCUACCCGCCCAGCUCCACACUUUCCUACCCGCCCUCCCCAGUGCCUUCCUAUCCGCCCAGCCCUGCACCCUCCUACCCGCCCUCCCCGGUGCCAUCCUACCCUCCCAGCCCCGUGCCGACAGUGCAUGAAGUCUCUCCUUCGCCCAACCCUCCCUCUCCUCCCAGCAGCCCUGUGCCGCCUAUCUACCUCACAGCAGCAAGCCAUCCACCACCACCCAGCCCUCCACCACCUCCUCCCAGCCCUGCACCCUCCUACCCGCCCUUCCCGGUGCCAUCCUACCCUCCCAGCCCCGUGCCGACAGUGCAUGAAGUCUCUCCUUCGCCCAACCCUCCCUCUCCUCCCAGCAGCCCUGUGCCGCCUAUCUACCUCACAGCAGCAAGCCAUCCACCACCACCCAGCCCUCCACCACCUCCUCCCAGCCCUGCAC